AUGGCAGACAUCGCGCACAUCUCUGGCCUCGUUGCCACAGGACAGCACCCAGCGCCCUUUGAGCAUUGUGACGUGGUGACCACCACCACCCACAAGUCGCUCCGAGGCCCGCGCGCAGGCAUGAUUUUCUUCAAGUACUCGGACGCCAUCCCCGACAUCAAGGAGCGCAUCGACAUGGCCGUCUUCCCUGGCCUGCAGGGGGGACCCCACAACCACCAGAUCGGCGCACUCGCGGCGCAGCUGCUGGAGGUGAACACCCCAGAGUUCAAGGAGUACUCCAAGGCCGUGGUGACCAACUCGCAGACGCUGGCCAAGACGCUCCAGGAGAAGGGCCACAAGCUCGCGAGCGACGGCACAGACAACCACCUGGUGUUGUGGGACCUCCGCCCCCACGGCCUCACGGGCUCCAAGCUCGAGAAGGUGUGCGAGGAGGCGUCCAUCUCGCUCAACCGCAACGCAGUGCACGGCGACGCCUCGGCGCUCUCGCCAGGCGGCGUCCGCAUCGGUACUCCCGCCAUGACCACGCGUGGCUGCACCACCGACGACUUCGUGAAGAUCGCGGGAUUUCUGGACAGGUGCUGCCAGGUCGCCCUCAAGGUCCAGGCCGAGAAGGGCAAGAAGCUCAAGGACUUCGAGGCUGGUCUGCAGGGGAACGCUGACAUCGCGGCUAUCAAGAAGGACGUUCAGGCGUUCGCUUCCGCGUUCGGCUACCCUGCUGCGAACAUGGCGGCCGCCACAGGCCUGAAGGGCAAGCUCGCGGCCCUCGAGGACUUCAUCUCGAUGCAGAACGAGGAGCUGGCCGCCCAGAGGCAGGAGAUCGAGAGCCUGCGCAACGACAAGAGCAAUCCGGAGCACUACCAGGCGCAGCUCCAGGAGCUGAAGAAGAUGAUGGUCUCAGACGUGCAGCGGAUGCAGGAGGAGAGUGCAAACGCCACUUCACGCAGCAGAAGGCCGAGAACCAGCGCCUGCAGCAGCAGAUCACGACGCUCAAGGGCGAGAAGACCUCGCUGCAGCAGCAGAUCCUCGGCCUCCAGCGCCGCAUCCAGGAUGGUUGAGGAGCACAUGGGCGUGGAUUGA
Molecule: messenger RNA, 1077 nt
Organism: Prorocentrum cordatum
Lineage: Eukaryota; Dinophyceae; Prorocentrales; Prorocentraceae
Source: the annotation of a GenBank genome assembly